GUAAGAGCAAACAGUGCAGAUAAAAGGUUGAGGAGCCUGAGACUCUGCAUUCAGUCCUACAAUUUAAAUUGCCGUCUUGAGCUGAGUUUGAAGGCGACAACAUGACAUCCCUUGUGCUGAGAAGCUCGGAUCUUCAACAAACAUCCAAUGCAGCUGUUCAUAAUACCAGUGACUAUGUCACCAAAGUCCCAAUUGUGAGAAGAGGUCUCGUCAUGAAUUUGACAUUGACUUUCAGUCGAGAUUUACAAAGCACAGAGAAUCUGGCCUUAGUGGUGGAGACAGGUCCCUCUCCUUCAGCAAGCACAAAUACAAGGGCUGUAAUGCCAGUAUCCAGUUCCCCAAGCACCAACACCUGGAGUGCCACCAGUAAAUCAAUCAGCGCUGGAACUAUAAAUGUGUCUAUCAAUAUUCCUGUCAAUGCUGUCAUCGGUCCUUACAAGAUUACUGCGCAAAUCACAAGUGCAGGACGCACAAACACUUACAAUGUUGGAAAAUGUAGUGUUGUCUUUAAUCCUUGGGAAUCAGGUGAUGAGGUAUACAUGAGUAACGAUUCAGAAAGAAAGGAAUAUGUUCUCAAUGAAAAUGGACUAAUAUUCGCUGGAAGUACAAGUUAUGUAGGGAGAAGAAUGUGGGACUAUGGCCAGUUUGAAGAUGGAAUAGUGGACAUUUGCUUCCAGUUGCUACAAAAGAGUGCAGAAUACAGAGCAGACCCUGCUACACAUGUCUCAAAAUGUAAUGACCCUGUCUAUAUCUCAAGGAUAUUAAGUGCUAUGGUUAAUAGCCAAGAUGACGGGGGAGUAAUAGUGGGGAACUGGAGUGGCAAUUACUCAGGAGGUCAAAAUCCAACUUCAUGGGAUGGAAGUGUUGCCCUCCUUCGAAGCUGGAGUCAAUAUGGACCUGUCAGAUUUGGACAAUGCUGGGUGUAUGCUGGAGUGCUCUGUACCGUACUGCGAUGCCUGGGAAUACCUGCCCGUGUCAUAACGAAUUUUGAAUCAGCUCAUGACACCAAUAACAACCUAUUGAUUGAACAAUACUAUGAUAUAUAUGGAAAAAAUUUAGGAUCCCCUGACAGCGUGUGGAAUUUUCAUGCUUGGGCUGAAGGGUGGUUUAAGAGAAAAGAUAUAGGUUCAACAUAUGAUGGAUGGCAGAUUCUGGACGCAACCCCACAGGAACCAAGUGGAGGCAGCUACCGCCUUGGGCCAACUUCCCAAAAAGCUAUAAAAGAGGGAGAUGUGAACCUGCCCUUCGAUGGACCAUUUGUACUUGCUGAAGUUAAUGCGGACAGAGCAAACUAUACCAAAAUGUCGGAUGGAUCGCUUAGAACUCUUUACACUGAUACUCGAUCAGUUGGGCAAUACAUCUCUACAAAAGCAGUUGGAACUUUCUCCCGCCUUGAUGUUACUAAUGACUACAAAUAUCCGGAAGGGACCACACAAGAAAGGGAUUCUUUUCAAAAAGCUAAAAGAUUGUUGGCAAGACCAGAGAGAGUCAUGCUUUCUAGCAGAAGACUUACUGAAGGAGGAUCAUUUGCCAGCCUUGCUCGAGAAGCAGAAAAGCCACUGGUCCAGGAAGCACCAAAACCUGAAAUCACUGGUACCUUCAAGCUGAGUGGGGAGCCACAGGUUGGAGAAGACUUCACAGUCUCGCUGAAAAUAAAAAAUCCUUCCUCUAGCAAAAAGCAAGUGAAUGCCAAGUGGACUCUUACAGCAAUUGUAUAUAACAGAACUCCAGUGAAAGAAAUACUAAGCAAUUCACAGUCGGUCACAUUGGCUCCUAAUGAAGAGAAAUCUAUAGAGAUCACUGUUCAGUACGCUCAGUAUGAAAAUGUCCUAACGCCUGACAAUAUGAUCCUAGCUACCGCAGUGUGUGUUGAAGAAAAUGGAGGAAGUUUGUUGGUUGAUACAGUUAUCACCUUGAAGAAUCCACCUCUGCAGCUGAAGGCCACUGAACGUAUCGUUUUGGGCAAAAAGGUCACUGUGGGCGUCUUUUUCACAAAUCCGAUUUCAGAAAAUAUCACAAAAUGUGUGGUCACCCUACAGGGCAGCGGCGUUCUGAAGAAGCCUCUUGAAGUCCCUUUGCCAAAUCUGAAAGCCAAUCAGAGAAUAAGAACCGAAAUUGAACUGAUCCCAUACCGAACAGGCCAAAGAGGCAUCAUUGCUGGUUUCUCGUGCGACAAAUUCUCUGAUGUGAAGGGUUACCAGGCCAUUGAUGUAGCUGCAGCUUAGAACUGUCAGUACUGACAGCGGCAAGAUAUUUCUAUAGGAUUGGAAGAAACUUUUUAUAUGAAUAGAAGAAUAAUAUAUAUUCCUAUGAAUAAUGAAGUAAUAAAAGAUCUGAACCAGACAAGGUUUUCUAACCUUUCCUCAUAAGCACACAAAAUACAACUGACCAUACUGAAGUUCAACUAAGCUAACAUAUCCAUUAAGCAUGCGAACAAAACCUAAAAAUAUGUAUUAUUAAAUAAAAAUAUUCUCAAACAUU
This is a messenger RNA of Xenopus laevis (African clawed frog), 2481 nucleotides long. It is a transcript of the gene tgm3l.7.L, whose product is annotated as transglutaminase 3 like, gene 7 L homeolog. The transcript has 13 exons. Lineage: Eukaryota; Metazoa; Chordata; Amphibia; Anura; Pipidae. The record is from RefSeq and is a predicted model, not a curated record. The coding region runs from base 102 to 2225 and encodes 707 amino acids.